Messenger RNA from Liolophura sinensis, 2076 nucleotides. Its product is annotated as galactocerebrosidase-like. The transcript has a single exon. Gene Ontology annotation, cellular component: lysosome. The coding region runs from base 1 to 2076 and encodes 691 amino acids. Gene Ontology annotation, molecular function: galactosylceramidase activity. Gene Ontology annotation, biological process: galactosylceramide catabolic process. The record is from RefSeq and is a predicted model, not a curated record. NCBI's taxonomy places the organism in Eukaryota, Metazoa, Mollusca, Polyplacophora, Chitonida, Chitonidae.
AUGUCGCAAUUUAACAGCAGCAUUAUAUGGGCUUUUUUGGUGUUCACAACGAUCGUGUAUUGCAGUACGCACGCCUCUGAGUGUCAUAUUGAUGACUCAGAUGGUUACGGGCGAACGUUUGACGGCAUUGGAGGAAUCAGUGGCGGUGGCGCCACCUCGCGACUGCUUGUGAACUAUCCACAACAACAACUAGGAGAGAUCCUAGAUUAUCUCUUCAAACCGGAUUACGGGGCGGCCCUGCAGAUAUUGAAAGUAGAAAUCGGCGGUGAUUCACAGACAUCUGAGGGCACAGAGGCCUCUCAUAUGCAUGACAGCUGGGAUGAAAACUAUAAACGUGGAUACGAGUGGUGGCUAAUGGUGGAAGCAAAAAAGCGAAACCCGGACAUCUUGCUAUACGGCCUUCCCUGGUCUUUUCCCGGAUGGGUGGGACAGGGGACAGAUAGUCCGUACACGAACGUAACUAUCACGGCAGACUACAUAGUACGGUGGAUCAAAGGGGCCAAAACAUACUACAACGUUACCAUCGACUACAUUGGCAUUUGGAAUGAAAAGGAUUACAACGUUAAUUACGUCUUGACCUUGAGGAAAAUGCUGGAUGAGAAUGGAUUGAACCAAACAAAAAUAGUUGCAGCAGAUGACAAAACAUGGGCCAUAGCUGAUGAUAUUCUUAAGAAUUCCGAAUUGGCCGAUGUUGUUGAUUUCAUUGGUGUUCACUACCCGGGAACAAUGUCCACGGGUGCGGCUGUACAGACAGGCAAACAGCUUUGGGCUUCAGAAGAGAGCGGCUCUGCCGGGCCUGAGUACUGGGCUCGAAUUCUGAAUCAAAACUAUAUCAAUGGUCAAAUGACAGCAACCAUAGCCUGGAAUUUGAUUGCAGCCUAUUACGAUGGGUUGUCUUUUGACAGAGCUGGUCUUAUGACUGCGAUGCAACCAUGGUGUGGGCACUAUGUAGUAGAGUCGCCUAUUUGGAUAACUGCUCAUACGACCCAAUUUACUCAACCCGGCUGGAAAUACCUCAAGCACGGUUCAGGUGUGGGAAAACUUGACAAAGGUGGAAGUUUUGUUGCCAUGAGUAAAAAUGGGGUGGGACUCACCAUAAUUAUAGAAACAAUGUCAAGUGAUCACUCCCUCAGUACUCUUAUUCCCAGUUACUACGACCAAAGGCAAAACGUAACAUUCGUUUUGAAAGGAAGUUUUUCUAAGAUAACUUCUUUAGCUAUGUGGUACACUAAAUUGGAAUUCAGUGGUACUCCAAGUGUGUUUUUCAAGCAGAUGAGCCCGGUUUCCGUGGUUAAUGGGACGGUUACGUUAGAACUUGGCAUCGAUGAGGUGUAUACACUGACAACGCUGAAAGGAGGCGGACAUGGAAAUGCUCCCACGCCACCGCCUUACCAACCAUUCCCACUGCCGUAUGGUGAGAAUUUCGAAGGCUAUCCAGAAAAUGGCGAACCAAAUAACUUUGCUCAGCAAGUGGGGAGUUUUGAGGUGGUGAAAUCCAGCGAUGCCAACCGAAGUAAAGUUCUCCGUCAAGUUGUUCUGGAAGAUCCCAUAGAUUGGUGUCCGUACAUCAACUUGGCAUUUCCCCUAAAUGUUAUAGGUAGUGUGGAGUGGAGAGAUGUCCACGUGGAGGUUGAGGCAAGAACAGGUGAAGUGAACGGAUCGGACAGCGUGUUUGUGGCCAACCGAGUUGAUCAGGGAGGCUGUCAGACCUUUGGAGCUCAGGGUUAUUUCUUUUUUGUAUUUCCAGAAGUUCAGAAAUACGAAUUAACCAAUGAUUUGUCUAGAACCAGGCUGCUGAAAUCCGGCAGCGUGAGUGUGAAUGCAGAUUGGAACAAACUGGGUUUAAGCACGACCGUGGAGGGUCAGGUAACGGGAUUCCUUAACGGUAAUCUCGUAUUCAACGUGAGUACAAGCAACAAACCAAAGGCGGGAUUUUCAGCUAUUGGAGCUGGAUCCUUCGGAAUUUCUGACUUUGACAAUUUUGAAGUCUCAAGGACUUCACAACAUGUUAAGGGAAAAGGAAUACGUCGGGAUGAUACGCUCUAUUUCAAGUCUUUUAAAGGCCCUGCUGGAUGA